AUGUAAAAAGAAGAAAAAGAAAAUAAAAAAAAAUUAGCAUAAAAAAUUGAGUUUCUAUUUGUACUAUUCAUAUCAUAAAUAAAGCCUGGUGUAUAUAAUGAUGAAUAUUUGGCAAUUUAUUAUGCUAAAAAGAAUAAGUAUAAGAAGAUAUCAUAUAAAAUACCAUCAACAGUGAUAGAUGAAUAUGAUAGAAAAAUUUGUAGAUUUGAAGAUAAGUUAACUAAAGUAGCAAUGGAAAGAUAAAGUUUGAUAAGGUAUUAUUAAUAAUACUUCGAGAGAAUAAUCAAAGACCCCAAAUAAAAAAGAAAUUUUGAAUAAAAUAAUUACUUAAAUCUAAACACAUUUAUAAUAGAAAGAAAAAGAACUUUUUGAAAAAAUUCAUUGUGAUACUCCUGUGGCAUAACUUGAAAAGAAAAAGUCUUAAUUUUUUUAAGCAAAGUAACAUUUAUAGUUAUUGGAAACAAUGGGUUAUAAAUUUGUAGAGUAAGAGGUAAGUAGAAUGAAAUUUAAUCAUCUUAAGUAAAUUCAUUCUUAACCUGUUACUCCAAAAAAAUCAUAAACAAGAUCUCAAUCUAUUUAAAAUAUCGAAAAUGAAAAUAAAGAAGAUAUUAAAUAGUAAUUAAGUGAAAGAGUUGAGAGAAUAUAAAGUAAGGUAAAUUAAUAAAUGGCCCGUUUAGGAUUAAAAAGUGUAAACUUAUCUCCUGAUUCUAUUUUGA
Paramecium sonneborni is the source of this 716-nucleotide messenger RNA. The record is from the annotation of a GenBank genome assembly. NCBI's taxonomy places the organism in Eukaryota, Ciliophora, Oligohymenophorea, Peniculida, Parameciidae.